Molecule: messenger RNA, 734 nt
Organism: Megalobrama amblycephala (Wuchang bream)
Lineage: Eukaryota; Metazoa; Chordata; Actinopteri; Cypriniformes; Xenocyprididae
Gene: prr15la
Product: proline rich 15 like a
Exons: 2
Coding region: 279-611 (110 amino acids)
Source: RefSeq, a predicted model, not a curated record
GUGUGGCUGCGGCUGGGAGGAGUCAAGCACCUGUGAAUCUACACCUGGUUGCCAGAGAGAGAGAGAGGGACAGCCAAGCCGAAGAGGAGGCAGAAGAGAAGGGAUAGACAAAAACAAAUUAAAAUUCAAAGAAAAAGCUGGGUCCUAUAGGGCGAUGACCUCACCUGCUGGACUCAACUGGACGGAGAACUGAACCAAAGGAUAGCGACCCCUCUAAGGCAGAUAACAACUAUCUCAACUGACGUACAUUCACCUGCUCAGAGUCUGUUUUCAUCUCGAUGGCGACCGCAGAACCUGCACCAGCCUGGUGGAAACUGACCUUCCUGCGUAAGAAGAAAUCAGAGCCGAAAGUGUUGUACGAAAUCCCUGGAGACCACAGCAGCAACGCCGGGGAGACACCUGGGACCCCCGAUGCAGCUGUGGACAGCCAGUUUAAUGCCCGCUUGGAGCGCAUCGUGGACAAAACGGCAACAAAGGGGCGCCAUGUGAAAGUCUCACAUUCGGGCCGUUUCAAAGAGAAGAAGAGAAUCCGCUCUACGCUAGCAGAAAACCCUGACCUGUUCCCUGAGGCAGAAACUACAACUAGCGAGAAUAAUACAACUGGAAAAUAGAGUCACUGUGUAAACACACUAGCAUGUGUGGGUAAAACAGCUCAAGAGGGCCUUGGUCUAUGCAGCACUCUUCCAUUGAUGUCCUCUGCAGUUUACAAUCACCUGAGGCUGAGCCCGAAGCAA